Funneliformis geosporum is the source of this 315-nucleotide messenger RNA. The record is from the annotation of a GenBank genome assembly. NCBI's taxonomy places the organism in Eukaryota, Fungi, Glomeromycota, Glomeromycetes, Glomerales, Glomeraceae.
AUGUCCGCCAGACAUAUUGCUAAAAAUCGAGCAUUAACUUCCUCUGAGCCAACCACCGGUAACCAGGUGACUAAAAAACAAGUUGAAUUACGAAAACUUAAAGAAAAAAAUGGUGAUAAUUCAGAGGAAAUCCACAAGUUAGAACGAGAAAUUGAAAAAUUAUUAAAGGUUGAAAAGGUCAAUUCUACUAGUGAAAAUCCAACUAAAAAUAAUAAAGUAAUCGUUUACUCAAUUAUUGGAUUUUUGUUGUUGAUUUUAAUCGGAUUCAUCAUUGUGUUAGUAAAACCGAAGCGAAAAAACCCUAAAAUUAAAUAA